GAGUGUGAGGGUAGGAAGCAGCAGAGGGAGAAAAAAUCACAGAAAACAAAGAUUUGAGCAGAGAGGAUAUGGACAUGUUCAGGCCAACCUGGCAACUGUUAAGGAAGAUCACUUAGCAGGAUUAAAUGUGCCUAAAUUGACACAUUAAUACUCAUAAGUAUGUCUGAUAUACAGGCCAACCAAAGGAAACCAUCCACCAACAAGAACAUCAGGAAGCUGCGCACUAUUAGCAAGGUGUGCAGCCUGACGGGCAGCUGGCAGCAAUGGGUGACAGAGAAUGAGAAGAAGCAGGCCAGUGAACCCAGCGGCUGGGCUCCAUCUUCGCUGGGAGGACCAGUGGGAGAACCCAAAAAGACAUGGGAACCUAAGAAGCCUCCUCCCAUUCAGAUCCAACCAACAGAAGCUUCUCAAUAUCACAUAAUCAGAUCUGGAGAGGCUCAAAAGACAUUAACUCCUCACAAGGAGACCAAAGAUACCACCAAGACUGAGGAGGUCAAGACCCCAGCUGAGCCACCAUCUCACAACAAGGUAAAGCAAGGGGUGAAGCCAGUGACCAGCGGGGUUCAGGAGAAAAGUGCUGGCAUCGGGCUCAUGACUGAGAGGAUCAAGAAGGAGUCUCUGCCAUCGGGUGAGGAGAUUGACCGGCUUCUGAAAAAGAAAAGCUCGCCUACACGCCGCAGAAAAUGCUCCAACAUGGUAUCAUCUCUGACCAAAAGCUGGAAGCAGGUGGAGAAAGAGCAAAAGCUUGAAAAAGAGGCAGGAGGACGAGGAGAGAGACGCACCUGUGGUGGUGAGGAAGAUGACAGUGGACGCCAUGAGGCAGAGAAGGAGAGGCUGGACAUAGAGGAUGCUCAAACACACAGGACAAGCUUUUUGAAAGAAGCCGAGCAAAACGACUCUGAAGGAGAGUCUGAGUCAGCAUUGAGGAUUAAAAGACCCCCGGUGCCAACGUACAAAAAGGAAGCUGGGGAUGCCAACAAGAUCAACGCCCUCUCCAAGAAAUACAGCACUGUGGGAAACCUCAAGAGCCGCUGGCAGAACUGGGCCUCAGAGCACAACGUUAACCAGAAACUGAACCCCUUCAGUGAAUAUUUUGACUAUGAUUACUCCAUGUCCCUCCGCCUCCAAAAGGGCGAAGAGGGUUACGGUCGCCCCAAGGAGGGAACCAAAACAGCAGAGAGAGCCAAACGUGCCGAGCAACACAUCCACCGUGAGAUAGCUGACAUGUGUUACGUGAUCAGGACAAUGGCUGAUCCGGAUCCAGACGGAGAGAUCCGCGUCACGUUUGGACAGCUGUUUGACAGAUAUGUUCGGAUCUCUGAUAAGGUGGUGGGGAUUCUGAUGAGAGCCAGGAAACACGGGAAGGUGGCGUUUGAAGGGGAGAUGCUGUGGCAAGGCCAGGAUGAUGAAGUGAUCAUUACUCUGCUGGUGUGAUGGUAACACCUAGGUCAAAGUUGUAAUAGAAAUCCUCUUACAACUACUUGUGAAUUAACCUCAGUCAUUAUCAAGCAGGGCUAAGAGCAGGAUUUAAAAUACAAUUUGACCUGUGUCUAUUUAGUGGACACUUGUAGAACAAUAUCAAAGUAAUAUGGAAAUGGUGUGGAGUGGGAUUAUCCAAAGAAUAUUUUGCUGCUAUUAUUGUACUCUUUCUUUCUGUGUGGUGGAUAUUUGAGUUGUAGCUGUCAUGCACAUGUUUUGAGAAAUCUGCUAUCUUUAAAGUUCUAGAUUUUGGUUGCUUAAGUUUGCAUUCAGUGUUGGUCUCCUUUGCACUUUUUUAUGGUUUACAGUAUGUUAAUGAGAUACUUCAUUUGCCUAUGUGUUAAUGUACCAAAUAACCAGCAGCUUUGCAGUACAGUGCAGCACAGUAAUUCAAACACAGAUUGGGUUUCAUUGCCUGAAUACCUGCAGCUCAGCAGUCAUUAUACUGCACCGGGCACAAUGCAGAGAAACAGAGCAGACCACAGCACUUUUAAAUUACAUGGCCUGUUAGACUAAGUCUGUAAUGAUUAAUGUAAAGGGGGACUAUGACUGUCUGGGGGAAAAGAAAAACGUUUCUUUUCACAUCCAGUUUUUUUGUCUUAGUAUGAGUUUGUUGAAUCAUACAGAAACAAUGUUAGCAGAUCAUUUUAGUGUUUGACAAAUAAGGCAAACUGAAGAUGCUAUUUGUUUUCUUUUUUGAAACAAUUUCUGCAGAAAUCAUGCCGUAUUGAGCCAUUCUCUGCAUUUUUCAUGUAGGCAUUUGCUUGCACUCUCAUUAAAGUGCAGUAAAGCUCUCAUAAAUCUAUAGUAUAUAGUAUAAACUAGAUCAACAUCAAAGUUAGUAAACUGCAAUAACGGAUUUUGUUGCCACUUGGGGGCAGCAGAAACAAGUUGUGAGUACAACAUUGACAUAUCAUCACUUUUUAAGUUGACAUGGUGUUUGUAAACAGUUCCUUAUUUACACAUUCAGCAGAUAUGGUGCAACAUUAUAAUUCUUUGGGUGUUGUGUUUGUGUCCACCUGAUUGUGUCUCUUUUAGCUCUGUUUUUGGUUUCUACCAAAUCUUGAACAAAAUAGGUGUAUGUUUAGCUGCUAA
Sander lucioperca (pikeperch) is the source of this 2574-nucleotide messenger RNA. RefSeq names its product actin binding Rho activating protein b (gene abrab). The record is from RefSeq and is a predicted model, not a curated record. Gene Ontology annotation, cellular component: sarcomere. The transcript is spliced from 2 exons. Gene Ontology annotation, molecular function: actin binding. Bases 160 to 1434 code for a protein of 424 amino acids. NCBI's taxonomy places the organism in Eukaryota, Metazoa, Chordata, Actinopteri, Perciformes, Percidae. Gene Ontology annotation, biological process: positive regulation of transcription by RNA polymerase II; positive regulation of Rho protein signal transduction.